Juglans regia (Persian walnut) is the source of this 1124-nucleotide messenger RNA. Its product is annotated as glutathione S-transferase DHAR2-like. The record is from RefSeq and is a predicted model, not a curated record. The coding region runs from base 139 to 789 and encodes 216 amino acids. Gene Ontology annotation, molecular function: glutathione dehydrogenase (ascorbate) activity. NCBI's taxonomy places the organism in Eukaryota, Viridiplantae, Streptophyta, Magnoliopsida, Fagales, Juglandaceae. Gene Ontology annotation, biological process: cellular oxidant detoxification; protein glutathionylation; ascorbate glutathione cycle. The transcript is spliced from 6 exons.
GACCAUCCUGAUUUAUGUGAUUCGUUCCAACGACUCUUCACACAAGACAUCAAACUACCAAUUCUGUCCCUAACCUUUCCGCUCUAUUGCAUAUAAUUCUCAGUUUCUCUGUCUGUCGUCCACUCUCACUCCGAAAAAAUGGCUCUCGAGGUCGUCGCUGCUGUCAAGGCUGCUCCUGGCGCACCGGAUAUUCUUGGAGAUUGUCCAUUUUCACACAGGGUCCUCCUAACUUUGGAGGAGAAGAAAGUUCCGUACGAGUUGCGUCUUAUCAACGUUACCGAUAAACCCGGAUGGUUUUUGGAGGUGAACCCAGGAGGGAAGGUGCCGGUUGUGAAGUUCGAUGACAAAUGGGUGGCUGACUCUGAUGUUAUCGUUGGGAUUCUUGAGGAGCGGUACCCUGAACCGUCUUUCAUAACUCCUCCUGAAGUUCUGACGCUCUCCGUGGGAUCAAAGAUUUUUGGGGCGUUUGUGACAUUUUUGAAGAGCAAGGAUCCCAAUGACGGAUCGGAGCAAGCUUUGCUUGAUGAAUUGAAGGCCUUGGAUGAACACCUUAAGGCACAUGGACCUUAUAUCGCUGGAGAGAAGAUAAGUGCUGUUGAUUUCAGUCUGGCACCAAAGCUGUUCCAUCUCGAGGUGGCUCUUGGUCACUUCAAGAACUGGACUGUCCCUGAAAGCUUAACUCAUUUCCACAACUACAAGAAGUUGCUUUUCUCUCGGGAAUCUUUUGAGAAAACAAAGCCUGCAAAAGAACAUGCAAUUGCAGGAUGGGCGCCGAAGGUCAAUGCUUAAAAGAGAUCUAAAUUAAAAUGGCUCUUGAAGUGUAGUUGUGAACUGUGGUUGAGACAUGUGAACGUUAGGACCAAUGAUCCCAUGUCUAGUAAAUGUGAUCUUAUAUGUUGUUUGUGCUAGCUACUGAUUUUGCUUCUUUUUCUUCCCCUGUUUCCCGAACGCCCUGGUAUUUUUUUCUGUUGGUGGUCUUUAUGUACUCUGUUUUCCUCUGGGAGUGUGUGCAUUUACCUAGAUAACUCUUUUCCGUGUUCGGCUUGGGUUGUGGACAACGUGUCCCAUAACAGAAACAUUACCCUCAUCCAAUGAAAUUGGACUCGAGCCUAGUCCAUAUUCUA